Molecule: messenger RNA, 753 nt
Organism: Diachasma alloeum
Lineage: Eukaryota; Metazoa; Arthropoda; Insecta; Hymenoptera; Braconidae
Product: histidine-rich glycoprotein
Exons: 1
Coding region: 1-753 (250 amino acids)
Source: RefSeq, a predicted model, not a curated record
AUGAGUGGACAAAUGGGUCGGCGAUUAUGCCAGGUUUACCUGGCAUUAUCAGUGUUACUUGUCAUUGUGGAGAUAUCAACGGCCCAGUAUUUUCUCGAGAUUCAAGAUCUAGAGCCAUCGGCUACCGGUCAUCACGAGGAGCACGGUGGUGGAGAGGAGCACCACGAGCAUCAUCACGGUGAGGGUGGAUCGAAGGAGGAGAAGGGUUACCACAAGCACCAUCACCAUCAUCACGGGGACAAGGGUCAUUACGAUGAGGAUCAUCAUGGAGGACAUCACGAGGAGCACGGCCACCACAAGAAGCAUCAUCACGACGAGCACGAUGAGCACGGCAGCCAUCACAAGAAGGGCCACGGCCACAAGGGCCACAAGCACGAGGCGCACAAGGGCCACAAGAAGGGAGAGAAGACCCACGGCUACCACAAGAAGGCCCACAAAGACGAGUACCACAAGGAGCACAAGUUCUACGAUGACCAUCACAAAGGGGGCCAUCACGAGAAGCAUGGGGAUCAUCAUGAACAUCAUGGACACAAAGCUGAGCAUCACAAGAAGGGCGGCAAGCAUCAUGAGGGACAUGAGCAUCAUCACAAGGGGAAGAAGGGACAUCAUGACAAGGGACAUCAUGACGAGGAUCAUCAUGGCUAUCAUGGGAAACAUGGACAUGAUAAGCAUCAUCAUCAUCAUGAGCAUCAUGGGAAGAAGGGACACCAUCAUGGCGGGAAGAAGCAUGGAUACGAGCAUGGUCAUCACUGA